AUGCCAGAACUACUUCAGCUCGAGUGCCACUUCACCUGGGGUUUGGAUGUCACUGACUUAAAUGAUCUACAGAAUAGGCUCAAAAGCAAAAUUAAAUUGUCAGAUGGAGAGGACCGGAAUAUCGGAUGGUCAUACAGUAAUCUGGCUUUUACAAAGUUCAAUCAAGGUCUCCUUGAGGAAGCGCGGGAUUACUUGGAAAAGGCUGAGGAGCACAUCAGGAAGCAUCACGGUGACAACUGUGAGAGGCAGCUCAUCGUCACCUAUGGCAAUUUUGCAUGGGUGUAUUAUCACAUGGGUGAGCACGCACAAUCCCAGACCUACCUGGACAAGCUGGAGAAGAUUAAGAUUCCUCCAGAAUCCCCUGUUGUUCUCCAUCCUGAAAUCUAUGGGGAGAAAGGCUGGGCAUUCCUGGACUUCUCUCCUCAAUACUAUGAGAAAGCAAAAGAUUGCUUUGAGAAGGCGCUGGAGUUGGAGCCCGAAGAGAUAGAGUGGAAUAAGGGUUAUGCUGUGGCUCUGUAUCGCACAGAGUUCAAUCUCACAAGCUUUGAAGAGUCCCCAGCAAGCAGGCAGUUGAGGCGGGUUUUAGAACUUGAUCCAAGCAAUGCUUACAUCAUGGUUCUGCUGGGUCUGAAGCACGCUGACUAUGAAGAGUAUCAGAGAGCCGAGGAGCUGAUGGAAACGGCCAUAGACUUGGAUCCCAACAAACCCUACGUGAUACAGUAUGUGGCAAAGUUCUAUCGGAAAAUAAAAAAAUUUGAUGUGGCCAUAUCUCUUCUGGAAAGAGCACUGGAAAUAACUCCUGAUUCAGCCUUACUGCACUAUCACCUUGGACUCAACUAUUCUAGGAAAGCUGCAAACAACAGGCUGCAACAUCAUCUGCUCAGCUUGAGCAUCCAGCACAUCGAAACAGCUAUUGCCCUGAGACCUGCCUUCAUUGGUGCCAUGGCGGAAUUAGGAGGCAUCUAUGCGAAAGCAAAGAAUUACAUGAAAGCAGAAGAGGUGUUUCAGAGAGCACUUGCAGCUGCUACUGAUGAAAAUGAGUACCGGCAGAUGGUCAUAGUCCUUUAUGCGCAUUUCCUGUACCACCACAAAAGAUUAGUGCCUUUGGCUGUGAUGAGGUACAAGCAAGGACUCCAAUUACAGCAAGAUACACAAGAUGGGGAAAUGUGUGCAAAGAAACUUCAGGAAAUAGCAAUUGGGCAAAUCUCCAGAAACCCCCAUGAUGCCGCAGCCUUUGGGACUCUGGGUUAUGUUCACCAAAUGAGAGGUGACAAACGGCAAGCCAUUGAGUGCUAUGAGAAGGCCAUUCUGUAUGAUCCUGGCAAUGAGGAGUACCUCACUGCUCUGUGUGACCUCCGCUUGGGUCUGCAAUGAUAUCCAAAGUGAAAUGUAAAAUCUGUCAGUGAAGAAUGUAAGAGUUUUGCCUUUUGUUGAAAUGCACCCUAUAUGUCAUAUUAUUGAUGAACUUGUUAAACUGUUUUAAAAAAUGUUAAGCUUACAGGAAAAUGAAUUGCAGGUUAAAUUGUCAGAAAUUUAAGGAAUAUGAACACAAAACAAGAAUUAUUAUCUGUAGUUAAUUUAUGUUUGUUUAAAUAUUGCACUGUAUCUAAAAAAUAAUAAAAGAGUAUUUGAGAUGGCCAUGCACUGUAAUUGCUCAGGAAUAUACAAUGUAUUUAAAAUGAUCAGCACCACUAAAAUGUCCUUAAUUGUAAAAAUAAACUGUUUUCAGUCAAA
Conger conger (European conger) is the source of this 1734-nucleotide messenger RNA. RefSeq names its product interferon-induced protein with tetratricopeptide repeats 5-like. Gene Ontology annotation, cellular component: cytosol. Gene Ontology annotation, biological process: defense response to virus. NCBI's taxonomy places the organism in Eukaryota, Metazoa, Chordata, Actinopteri, Anguilliformes, Congridae. The coding region runs from base 1 to 1374 and encodes 457 amino acids. The transcript has a single exon. Gene Ontology annotation, molecular function: protein binding. The record is from RefSeq and is a predicted model, not a curated record.